This is a messenger RNA of Trichosurus vulpecula (common brushtail), 1033 nucleotides long. It is a transcript of the gene MACROD1, whose product is annotated as mono-ADP ribosylhydrolase 1. Gene Ontology annotation, cellular component: nucleoplasm. The transcript has a single exon. Gene Ontology annotation, molecular function: ADP-ribosylglutamate-[protein] hydrolase activity. The coding region runs from base 115 to 849 and encodes 244 amino acids. The record is from RefSeq and is a predicted model, not a curated record. Gene Ontology annotation, biological process: DNA damage response; purine nucleoside metabolic process; peptidyl-glutamate ADP-deribosylation. NCBI's taxonomy places the organism in Eukaryota, Metazoa, Chordata, Mammalia, Diprotodontia, Phalangeridae.
CCCGUUCACAGCCCUACUUAGUUAGCAUCACGCUGCCGCUGCCGGGCACAGGGACGGCUGCAGCCCAGUGUGGGGUCCAGCCUACGGCCUGGGUCAGCGUCUUGUCCUCUGGCCAUGGCGGCGAAGGUGGAUCUCAAGACCUCCAUCGACUGGAAGGAGGCGAAAGCUUUUUUGAAAGGUCUGAGCGACAAGCAGAGGGAGGAACAUUAUUUCUGCCUAGACUUUAUCAGCCUGAAGAAAAUACCGACCUGGGAGGAUGCGGGGGCAAAAGGGGCUCCAGGCAAGGCGGUGAAAUCCCAGCACAAAGCGGACAGGGUCCUGAAUGAGAAGAUCUCGCUCUUCCGAGGGGACAUCACCAAACUACAGGUGGACGCCAUUGUGAACGCGGCCAACAGUUCCCUGAUGGGAGGAGGCGGGGUGGACGGCUGCAUCCACCGCGCUGCCGGGCACCUGCUCAAGGAGGAGUGCCGAACUCUGCGCCGCUGUGAGACCGGCAAAGCCGAGAUCACCGGCGGCUACCGCCUGCCAGCCAAGUCCGUCAUCCACACCGUGGGGCCCAUGGUGCAGGGAGACCCCAGCCCCAGCCAGGUCCAGGAACUUCGCAACUGCUACCUUAACAGCCUGCAGCUGGUGCUCGACAACGGCAUUAGAUCGGUGGCGUUCCCGUGCAUCUCCACUGGAGUUUUUGGUUACCCUAGCGAGGCCGCGGCCGAGGUCGUCCUGGGCGUCCUUCGAGGAUGGCUGGAGGAGCACGCGGACAAGGUGGAUCGGUUGGUGAUCUGUGUGUUCCUGGAAAAGGAUGAGAAGAUAUACCGCAAGCUGCUGCCUUAUUUCUUCCCCGUGGCCUGAUGCCGUUCCUCCCCACUCCCCAAGACAUCCCCCGGGGGUUUGAACAUAGGUCUGAGAAGACAGUACUGUUCAUCCUAUUGAAGUUGCCCUUACUCUCACCUUCUGAGACCACCAGCUAAUUUUUUUCCAUCUGACCCUCCUACAGGAAUGGGGAUCUCACAAUACUAUUCAAUAAAGGGUUCUG